Molecule: messenger RNA, 2478 nt
Organism: Alosa alosa (allis shad)
Lineage: Eukaryota; Metazoa; Chordata; Actinopteri; Clupeiformes; Clupeidae
Product: polyunsaturated fatty acid lipoxygenase ALOX15B-like
Exons: 15
Coding region: 97-2112 (671 amino acids)
Biological process (GO): lipid oxidation; linoleic acid metabolic process
Molecular function (GO): protein binding; iron ion binding; oxidoreductase activity, acting on single donors with incorporation of molecular oxygen, incorporation of two atoms of oxygen
Source: RefSeq, a predicted model, not a curated record
UCUUCUCAGAGGGCAUCUCUUCCUCUUGGUCUGUGUGUACUCCACAACAGCACACAUUCUCUUUUAACGAGAGAAAGAUAUUUACAAAGAAUAGCCAUGGCGAGCUACACAAUGACGGCACACACAGGAACCCGCCCCUUUUCUGGCACCACGAGCUACGUUUACGUCCAACUGCGUGGUGCUGACACUGAGAGCCAGGAGGAGAAUCUACACAAGCGCUUUUUGUCGUUUGGCUUUACCAAAGGAUCAGAGCGAACAAUUGCGUUGGAGAGUGAAUCGUCCCUGGGCGAACUCAUCUAUUUAAAGCUCCGCACCCAGGCAUUUUUGGGCCUUGACAACCAAUGGUUUUGUGAUAAGAUCACUGUGAAGACGCCUAAGGGGGAUGCCAUUUUGUUUCCUUGUUACCGUUGGCUUGGCAGCGAUGAGACUGUUGUGUUAAGACCUGCCAAAGCUUUGCUUGUGUUCCAGGACACCAACCCAGUUGCCCAAAAGACAAGGAAGAGUCAGCUAGAAGGACGGCAGAAGUUAAUUAGGUGGAGUGUGUAUGCUGAAAGCCUGCCCCGGAUUAUCAACUACGAAUCUUGCCUUCUUUUGCCAGAGGAACUUCAAUUCUCUUUCUCGAAGGAAACAGAGUUCUCUUAUACGGCAGGAAAGCAGUUAAUUUAUCUGAAGUUCAAUGGAUUAGCUGACAACAGAGAAUCCUGGGAAAGCAUCGACCAGCUGCAUAUGAUCCUUUGUGACAUCACAAACAAAACCAUUGAAUACGUUGAGGACCACUGGGACGAGGACGAGUUCUUUGGCUACCAGUUCCUGAAUGGCCUAAACCCCAUGCUGAUCCAGCGCUGCUCAAAGCUACCCGAGAAUUUCCUCGUCACAGAGGAGAUGGUCAAAGGCCUUCUAGGAGAAACCACCUUGGAGGCAGAGAUAGCGAAAGGGAACAUCUUCCUGUGUGACUACAAGAUGUUGGAUGGGCUUGUGGGAAAUGUAGUUGCUGGCAGGCAGCAGUACCUCACCGCUCCCCUGGUCCUGCUCUACUGCAACCCUCAGGGACAGAUGCUGCCCAUCGCCAUACAGUUAGGUCAAAUGGCUGGACCCCAUCAAACCCCCAUCUUCCUGCCCACCGACCCCAAGCAUGACUGGCUGCUGGCUAAGAUCUUUGUGCGGGCAGCAGAGUUCAGCAUGCAAGAGCUCGACUCUCACCUGCUGAGAACUCACCUGCUGUCUGAGGUGUUUGCCAUGGCAACAUUGCGGAACCUCCCAUCCCCGCACCCUCUUUUCAAGCUCCUCGUUCCCCACACCCGCUACACACUCCACAUCAACAUCCUGGCAAGAAGUCGCUUGAUUUCCGACGAUGGAUCCAUUACCUUGAAUGCCGGCAUUGGUGGAGAGUCAUUGUCCGAGUUGCUGAAGCGUGGAACCUCCUCCCUGACCUACAGCUCCCUCUGUCUGCCUGAGAACAUCUCUGAGAGAGGCCUGGAGGACGUCCCCAACUACUACUACAGAGAUGACGGCAUACAACUGUGGAACAUCAUCUACAAGUAUGUAACAGGAGUCUUGCAACAUUACUACACAUCUGAUGAGCAUGUGCAGAAGGACACAGAACUGCAGAGCUGGAUCAGAGAGAUUUUCACCAAUGGAUUCCUGGAAAGGAGCAACACAGGCAUACCUGAGUCUUUUCAGACAGUGAGCGAUCUCAUCAAGUUUGUUACCAUGGUGAUCUUCACUGCAUCCGCUCAACAUGCUGCUGUCAACAAUGGACAGUUUGACUUUGGAGGCUGGAUGCCCAACUACCCCACUGCCCUCAGAAAGCCCCCUCCCAAGGAGAAAGGCCAGACCACAAUGGACACUAUUCUGGAGACUUUACCUGAUAUAGGUACGACAGUGAAUGCCAUGGCUGUCCUCAGCCUGCUGAGCAAAACAUUUUCAGAUCAGCACAUAUUGGGAAGUUUCCCAGAAGAUCUGUUUGAUGAAGAGGUCCCUUGCAAGAUCAUUGCAGAUUUUCAGAAGGAUCUGAGAGAGCUGUCUGAUCUUAUUGAGGAGCGGAACAAGAAGCUGGAGUUUCCCUACAUCUAUCUGAGCCCCCAAAAUGUGGAAAAUAGUGUGGCCAUUUAAAAAGAUUUAUUUUUUAUUACUGUAACAGCCUUGUCAAUACAUAGUAAGUGAAUAUCAAAUCAUAAGUAAAUAUAACUGAAGACCAAAGUAAAUAUAACUGAAAAUGAGAUCAUGGAUAAAGCUGUUCAAUGGCUUUCAAAAUGAGAAGCUUGUAUGCAUAAUAUGCCUUAUCGUACAAUGUGGUUUCACAUGAGUAUUAUGAAGAAUUUGGGAAGAUGUCCUAUAGUGACUAUGAUUUGUCUUUGUGUUGCUUGUGUUGAUACAAGUCACUGUGUAAGGAUUGGGUAAAGUGAUGCAAGUGGUGUGUGUGUAAGCGCAGGAAUGCACACCGUUGAAGUUGGUCAAGUAAAGGUGUGUGUGUGUUAA